CAAGAGUGUUGCACCUUGCAGGAGCUUUGCAUCUUUUUCUUCCAGACCUUGAUGUGAUGACUCUUCGAAAUAUUCGCCAAGCGACGAAGCAAUUUGUGUCCACCUGCUAGUUGCCAGCGCAAUGUUGGUGGCCGACGCAGCAAAAUUUGUGGAUCGACCGGGUUUUUGCUACCCUGCCAAUUGCAUUAGCAAAGCAGCUGAACGGUGGCACUGGCUUCAUUUUCUGCUGGUUGCGAUUAUUGCGGUGACGCUCGAGCUAACCAUCGGCUCCAAUCCUGAAAGGCAGCUCCUGCAGUUCAUCCGUGGACAUGCUUUGGCUAUUGCACUGGGAGUCUCUGUGUUUAUCAGCGAGACCCUGAAGCUCACAGUUCUGAAGGUUAGCGGCGAUGAUUUGCACACUGCCAUGCUGAAACAUAAGAUUCCUCGUGUGAGAAAGCUGCUGGAAUUCAGCCUCGGAGGAGAAGUUCUGGAUGUAAAUGGACCAUCCAAGGACUCAGAAAGGGCCACGGCAUCGAUGUUGGGGGCCAAAAGUGGCUUUGUGGAGGGUCUGCGGAUGAUCAUGUCUUGCGGAGGCAAAGUUGAGGUGCGGAACUCCAAAGGCGAGAGCUGCAUCCACUUCGCAGUCCGUCAUUUGCAGUUGGAAGCGUUGGAGUUCCUGGUGAAUCAACCAGGAGCCAACAAGGUUUUAAGAAGCUGCCGAACUGAACUGCUGAAAUUGGCUGUCGAAGCUUGUGGUGUGCGCAUACCACAGGAUAGUGUCGCAUCAGAAAGCUCAGAUUUCUUGGCCAUGGUGCGGGAGAACCAGAGAUUGAACGGCGAUGACACUCGGCAGCUCUUCCUUCUCCUCGAGCCGGAGCGAGGGACAAGGAGAAAUGCAGAAGAAACGUAUUCUGCAUCCAGCCUCCACAACGUCAGGGCGCAUUUGGCAAUGAGCAGACAUUUGCUACAGCUGUUCGGACCUAAUGCACAAGAAGAAAAUGCGCCAGAACUUCAUGAUUUGCAUUCAGUGAGUGCAUUGCUAGUGGCGCACAGCACCGGCACCCUGGCCCGGCUGCUGCUGCAAAGACAACCAGCUGUGGGGCUUGAGCAGUUGAAAAGGGUGAGGACGCUGGGACAAGGUGCUUCGGGCACAGUUAUUGAAGUGGAAUACGAGGCACCAACGCAAACUCGUUCCUCACUUCGAUUGCGAUUGGACAGCGCCGUGGCAGAGGGACCAAAGCGAUUUGCCAUGAAGCUGCAGUCCAAGCGCAACAUGCACCUGGAUUGGCAGGCAUAUUCAGAGGUGGUGGCACUGAGGAGAUGUAGACAUCCCUUCAUUGUACGCUUGGAGCAAGCCUUUCAGACUCCUCACUACUAUGCAUUACUGCUAGAGCUUUGUCCCAACGGUGAUGUGAAUCAACUUCUUUGCAGAGCGGAUCCGGCAGGGCGCUAUCCCGGUUUGCCCUUGGAGCGUGCUGCCAAGUUUGCUGGGCAGGUGCUUUUGGCGCUUGUGCACUUGCACGAGGAGUAUGGCAUCAUCUACCGCGACGUCAAACCCAAGAACGUUCUGCUCUCUGCAUAUGAUGAGGCAAAGUUGGCAGAUUUUGGCUUGGCCUUAUACGUCGGGAGAAAGUUUUUCAGUGUGCCUUGCUCAGGGAAGCGGAUGGCAACGGGCCAGGGGGGGAUUGACAGUUUCUUUAAUGCCUUUGAGCAGGAUUGUCAGGGUGACUCAGGUUCCCAAGGUGUGUCAAGAGGACUCAGGAUAAGUGUGAACGUCUCUGCGUAA
Messenger RNA from Cladocopium goreaui, 1765 nucleotides. NCBI's taxonomy places the organism in Eukaryota, Dinophyceae, Suessiales, Symbiodiniaceae. The record is from the annotation of a GenBank genome assembly.